Chaetura pelagica (chimney swift) is the source of this 3270-nucleotide messenger RNA. It is a transcript of the gene MEGF11, whose product is annotated as multiple EGF-like-domains 11. The record is from RefSeq and is a predicted model, not a curated record. NCBI's taxonomy places the organism in Eukaryota, Metazoa, Chordata, Aves, Apodiformes, Apodidae. Bases 121 to 3270 code for a protein of 1049 amino acids. Gene Ontology annotation, molecular function: protein binding. The transcript has 23 exons.
GCCUGGCAACUUUUGAAGAGCUUUCCUCUGCUCUCCUGUGACUGUGCUGUGUGUUUUCAUUUGCUGAUAGUCUGCAAAAAGAGGAUUCAUUAGGAAUUUUUACCACUUUGAGAUACAACAAUGGUGGCUCAUACACUAUUCUGGUGGAUUCUAAAAGGGCUUAUUCUGCCUUUUUUGCUCAAAACUACUCUGUCCCUAAACCCAGAUGAUCCAAAUGUUUGUAGUCAUUGGGAAAGCUACGCUGUGACAGUCCAGGAGUCUUAUGCUCAUCCUUUUGAUCAGAUCUAUUAUACAAGAUGUACUGACAUACUGAACUGGUUCAAGUGCACUAGACACAGGAUCAGUUAUAAAACAGCCUAUCGAAGGGGACUAAGAACCAUGUAUCGGAGGAGGUCACAGUGCUGCCCUGGAUACUAUGAAAGGGAAAACUACUGCAUACCACUCUGCACAGAGGAGUGUGUGCAUGGAAGAUGUGUUUCUCCUGAUACUUGUCAUUGUGAACCAGGAUGGGGAGGCACUGAUUGCUCCAGUGGCUGUGACAGCGACCACUGGGGACCCCACUGCAGCAACCGCUGCCAGUGUCAGAACGGAGCUCUCUGCAACCCCAUCACGGGCGCCUGUGUCUGCGCAGACGGGUUCCGAGGCUGGCGCUGCGAGGAGCUCUGUGACCCGGGGAGCUACGGCAAGGGCUGCCAGUUCCUGUGCCAAUGUCACAACGGAGCGACCUGCGACCAUAAAACGGGAGAAUGUCACUGUGCUCCUGGGUACACGGGGGUAUUCUGUGAGGAGCGCUGUCCCCCCGGCAGCCACGGAGCUCAGUGUGAACUGCGCUGCCCUUGCCAGAACGGAGGCGUCUGCCACCACAUCACGGGAGAGUGCUCCUGUCCUCCUGGGUGGAUGGGGCUGGUGUGUGCACAGCCAUGUCCUCCUGGAACAUUUGGAAUUAACUGCAGCCAGGACUGUCCCUGCCACAAUGGAGGGCACUGUGAUCCCGUGACAGGAAAGUGCAUCUGUGCAGCUGGCUAUACAGGAGACAGGUGUCAAGAAGAGUGUCCUGUUGGGACAUACGGCUUUCAGUGCACACAAAGAUGUGACUGCCAAAAUGGUGCAAAGUGUUAUCAUGUCAAUGGAGCUUGUAUGUGUGAUCCUGGAUUUAAAGGGAUUUAUUGCCAAGAAAGAAUGUGUCCAGAAGGAUUUUAUGGCCUUAAAUGCAACAGGAGAUGUCCUUGCAAUAUCACGAAUACCCUCAGUUGCCAUCCAUUGUCUGGAGAAUGUAGCUGCAAAGUCGGCUGGGCUGGACUCUACUGCAAUGAAUCCUGUCCCCCUGGGUACUACGGGAAAGGCUGCCAGCUGCCCUGCCCCUGCCAGAACGGUGCGGAUUGUGAUGGCGUCACAGGGAGGUGCACAUGUGCGCCGGGAUACAUGGGAGAUGACUGCACCAUUACCUGCAUGCCAGGAACCUACGGCACCAAUUGCUCAUCAGUUUGUAAUUGCAAAAAUGAUGGUGCAUGUUCCCCUGUGGAUGGUCUGUGCUAUUGCAAAGAAGGGUGGCAAGGAGUGGACUGUUCUAUUCCAUGUUCAAGUGGAAGCUGGGGUCUUAACUGUAACCAGACAUGUUAUUGCACAAAUGGAGCAGCUUGCAGGCCAGCUGAUGGCUUCUGUCUCUGCUCGCCUGGAUGGCAAGGGGACUCCUGUGACCAGCCAUGUCCUGAUGGAACAUAUGGUCUUAAUUGCAGUGAACAUUGUGACUGCAGCCACGCAGAUGGGUGUGAUCCUGUCACCGGUUACUGCUGCUGUCUUGCAGGCUGGACAGGCAUCCACUGUGACAAUAUCUGCACCCAGGGCCGCUGGGGACCCAACUGCUCCAUCUCCUGCAACUGUGAGAACGGGGGGUACUGCUCCCCAGAGGAUGGCACCUGUGACUGUGCACCAGGAUACAGAGGACCCUUGUGCCAGAGAAUUUGUCCCCCUGGCUUUUAUGGGCAGCACUGCAGCCAGGCGUGCCCUCAGUGCGUGCACAGCAGCGGGCCUUGUCACCACGUGUCAGGACACUGCGACUGCUUGCCGGGAUUCUUUGGCACUCUCUGCAACCAAGUCUGUCCCACUGGAAAAUAUGGGAAGGACUGUGCUGAGAUCUGCCAGUGCACCGAGAAUGGGACGUGCAAUCCUAUUGAUGGAUCAUGCCAGUGUUUUCCAGGCUGGAUAGGGACUGACUGCUCACAGACUUGUCCCACUGGUUUCUGGGGCCCUGAUUGCUUCCAUUCAUGCAACUGCCACAACGGAGCAAUGUGCAGCCCUUACGAUGGAGAAUGUAGAUGUACUCAUGGUUGGACGGGGCUCUACUGCACUCAGCGUUGCCCAGCUGCUUUUUAUGGAAAAAACUGUGCCAAUGUUUGUCAGUGCCAGAAUGGAGCAGACUGUGACCACAUCACUGGCCAGUGCACCUGCAGGACAGGGUUUACAGGCAAACAGUGUGAGCAAAAGUGCUCACCAGGAACAUUUGGUUAUGGUUGCAAACAACUCUGUGAAUGCAUGAAUAAUGCUACAUGUGACCAUGUCACAGGCACUUGCUACUGCAGUCCGGGCUUCAAAGGAAUCCGAUGUGAUCAAGCGGCUCUUAUGAUGGAAGAAUUAAACCCCUAUACUAAAAUUAGCCCUGCUCUUGGAUCAGAGAGACACUCAGUGGGAGCAAUCAUUGGAAUUAUUAUUCUCCUUCUAAUUAUUAUGGUCUUGCUGGCACUGUUUGUGUGGUAUCGACGGAAACAGAAGGAGAAGGGCCAUGACAUGCCAAGUGUAUCUUAUACUCCAGCCAUGAGGAUGACUAAUACAGAUUACUCACUUUCUGGUGCUUGUGGGAUGGAUAGACGUCAGAACACAUACAUAAUGGAAAAAGGCUUCAAAGAUUAUAUGAAAGAAUCUGUGUGCAGCUCCAGCACUUGUUCUCUGAAUAGCAGUGAAAACCCAUAUGCCACCAUCAAAGACCCCCCCAUUUUAACAUGCAAACACUCCGAGAGCAGCUACGUGGAAAUGAAGUCACCUGGUCACAGGGAAUCCCCAUAUUCAGAAAUGCCAACUUCAUCGACCGCCAAUAAGAACAUCUACGAAGUUGAGCCCACUGUCAGCGUGGUCCAAGACCCCCAUGGUCGGAGUGCCAGUUACCUCCAAAAUCCAUACGACCUGCCUAGGAACAGUCACAUUCCUGGUCACUACGACCUCCUCCCCAUAAGGCACAGCCCGACACACGGGCCAUCUUGGGACAAGCAGUCUUAA